Molecule: messenger RNA, 1035 nt
Organism: Striga hermonthica
Lineage: Eukaryota; Viridiplantae; Streptophyta; Magnoliopsida; Lamiales; Orobanchaceae
Source: the annotation of a GenBank genome assembly
AUGAGGCAAACGGCGAGUCGUCGACGGGAGGACGAAUUACCUAAGGGAGUACUUGCUGCUCUCCGUCUCAAAGCCUUGCCGCCGAAUAUUGUUGAUCGGAAACACGUGGCACGUCCUUUCCAGUCACGGCGAGCGCCGCCGGCAGAGUCCGAGCUGACGAAUGAUACGGAAUUGGAAUCCCCUUACGAUUUUCGUCUUCAGUUGGAAUCAUAUGAACAUCUUAUUAAAAGCAACCCUAAUGAUCCUAAAUUGUGGCAGAGAAGAAAGAAGUUCAUUGGGAGUAGGAUUGAUGCUGCAAGAGUGUUCUCUGAACUUCAUUUCACAAAGGAGUUUCUAUGUAUACACCCGAAAAGCCUGCAUUGCUGGUCCUAUAGAAAGUGGCUUCUAGAGGCAUUUCAUGCAGGAAUGGGAAAAAUUGAAUUUUCUGACGUAGAGUUCGAACUCAAAGGUCGCACCCAUAAUAAGUUCGCUUGGUGUGAGAGAACCUUCUUGGUGACAAAACUGCGAAUGAGAUCCGGUGAGGAGGAAUCUGAUUAUGCUAUAGAGGCUAUUAAAAAGGAACCGGAAAAUGGUCUUCCAUGGAUAUACCUGAGAGUUCUUUACAAGACUCUGGGAUUUGAUCAGAAGAAGCUCGAUGAACUCUUUGAGUUUGUACUCUCCCCAGAUUGUGCCCAUGAAUGGGGAAGGAAAGGAGAAUAUAUUUAUAUUCAGAAAAUCUACUCCUUCUUUCUGGAGACACACAUUUCCCUUAAUAGAGGAAAGUAUAUAAAUGCUAUUGAUGCUAUCCUCGAUCUAAUUUGUUUUGGGUACAGAUUACCGAGCAACCGUACUCUGAAUGAUAAUAUAAUGAGUUGUGAUCCACAUCGUCAGCCUUGUAGUAAUGUCCUUGAUUGCUUUGAACAUGUUUUGUCGAUUGCAAAUGGAUUAAGAAUUACUUACUGGAAAGGGCGCAUUGACCAAGCUCGACUUGCCCUGGCUAGUGACAAUGCUCAAGAUAAAGAUAAAGAUAAAGAUGAAGAUGAAGAUGAAGAAUGA